AUGAGCAACCAUCACAAAAUCAUAGUGGUCACUGGAGCGUCUGGCUUCAUCGGCGGCCACAUCGUGCGGCUCCUUCUGGACCGCGGCUACCGCGUGCGCGGUGUGGUGCGCGACCUAAGCCACACCAACGCCGCCAAGCUGGCCUUCCUUCGCGGCCUCCCGCGCACCAACACACCCGACGGACACGACCCGCUCGAACUCGUCGCAGCCGACCUGCAGGCCGGCCAGUACGCCCAGCUUCUCCAAGGCGCUCAUGCUCUGAUCCACACGGCCACGCCUUUCGUCUACGCGGCGGCCGACCCGCAGAAGGAGAUCGUCGAUCCGGCGGUCAACGGCACAGUCGACGCCAUCCAGGGCGCGCUGGCCGCCGGCGUGCGCCGCGUCGUGGUCACGUCGAGCGGUGGCUCCGUGUUCAGCUUCCCACCGCCCAGCCCGGGCUAUGUCUACACCGAGAAGGACUGGAACACGUGGUCGACGCUCACCAACAACCCCUACUUCCUGUCCAAGCGGCUGGCCGAGCAGGCGGCGUGGCGGCUGUGGGACCAGCACAGGGACCGGCUCGACCUGGUGGUGGUCAACCCGAGCUUCGUCGUGGGUCCGCCCCAGUCGGCCAGCCUCAACGCAAGCCUGGAGACCGUGGUGAACUAUCUCCUGGGCCGAGCGAAGAAAGCCACGCCCGGUCGGCUGCCGUUCGUGGAUGUGCGCGACGUGGCGUUGGCACACGUCAUCGCCAUGGAACAAGAUGCUGCCAUCGGCCACAGAGUGUUUUGCGCGAGUGAGACGAGGCCGUGGAGGGACCUUGCGAUCAAGCUGAAGGAGCUCUUCCCAGAGUAUCCUAACGUGGAGGACUUGGAUGUGGACACUGGCAUCGAGACCCAGAUGGACACCUCUCUCCUUCAGGGUCUGGGCCUGUCCGAGUUCAUUUCUUUCGACGAAAUGUUGAAGGACACGGUGGAGCAGAUGAUCAAGUUGGGUGUGGUGGAGAAUUUGAAGCAAACAAAUGAAUGA
Messenger RNA from Acanthamoeba castellanii str. Neff, 1008 nucleotides. RefSeq names its product NAD dependent epimerase/dehydratase superfamily protein. The coding region runs from base 1 to 1008 and encodes 335 amino acids. Gene Ontology annotation, molecular function: oxidoreductase activity, acting on the CH-OH group of donors, NAD or NADP as acceptor. The record is from RefSeq and is a predicted model, not a curated record. Lineage: Eukaryota; Discosea; Longamoebia; Acanthamoebidae. The transcript has 5 exons.